UGGCGGAAGUUGAUCUGAUGGCCUCAGAGGAGGAGGCGAGGCGGGACUGGGUGGCUGUGCUAGUCUGUGAACUGUCCUUGGAAGGAAAAGUUGGGUGCUGCGGAUCCUGAGGGUGGACAGCAGGCUAUGAAUCUUUCCUUGGAUUCAGCUUUCCAGGUUGUCUGUGUGGCCAAUGGAGUCCGAGCCUUUCCACAAGGUCACGCCUCUGCUGGAGAGCUGGGCGCUGUCCAGAGUGGCGGGUAUGACAGUCUUCCUCAAGUGUGAGAAUGUGCAGCCCUGUGGCUCCUUUAAGAUCCGGGGCAUUGGGCAUUUCUGCCAGCAGAUGGCCAAGAAGGGCUGCAGUCACCUGGUCUGCUCCUCAGGGGGCAAUGCAGGACUUGCUGCUGCCUACUCUGCUCAGAAGCUGGGCAUUCCCGCCACCAUCGUGCUCCCAGAGAACACCUCCCAGCAGGUGGUGCAGCGCCUGCAGAGUGAGGGGGCUGAGGUCCAGCUGACUGGAAAGGUCUGGGAUGAAGCCAACAUGAGGGCCCAAGAACUGGCCACAAGGGAUGGCUGGCUGAAUGUCUCCCCAUUUGACCACCCCCUGAUAUGGGAAGGCCACGCCAGUCUGGUGCGGGAGCUGAAGGUGUCUCUGGGGACCCCACCAGGUGCUGUGGUGCUGGCAGUUGGGGGUGGAGGGCUCCUGGCAGGUGUGACAGCUGGCCUGGUGGAGGUGGGCUGGCAGCAUGUGCCCAUUGUCGCCAUGGAGACCCGAGGGGCACACAGCUUCAAUAUGGCCAUGAAGGCAGGAAGGCUGGUCACUCUACCAGACAUCACCAGUGUGGCCAAGAGUCUGGGAGCCAAGACGGUGGCCUCGAGGGCUCUGGAGUGCGCACAGGAGUGUGAGAUCAUCUCUGUGGUGGUAGAUGACAAAGAGGCUGUGAGUGCCGUGCAGAGGUUCCUGGAUGAUGAGCGUAUGCUGGUGGAACCUGCCUGUGGGGCGGCCCUCGCUGCUGUCUACUCAGGCCUCCUAGGGAGGCUGCAGGCUGAGGGCCGCCUGCACCAGGCCCUGGCAUCUGUGGUGGUCAUUGUGUGUGGUGGCAACAACAUAAACAGCCAACAACUUCAGGAGCUGAAAACUCAGCUGGGUCAUAGCUGAGGGCUCCCAGAGAGCCCCGAGACUCUCCUGGACACUCUUAUGGUCAGCCAAAGUGCUCUGUUUCAAGUUACCCUGUCUUCCUCCCCCAGGAAGCUCUCCUGGAUUUCUCCUGGUAGCUCGCUACAGUCCAGUGAAUAAACAUUCCCAAGCUGA
Messenger RNA from Nannospalax galili (Upper Galilee mountains blind mole rat), 1291 nucleotides. RefSeq names its product serine dehydratase like (gene Sdsl). Bases 173 to 1138 code for a protein of 321 amino acids. The record is from RefSeq and is a predicted model, not a curated record. The transcript is spliced from 9 exons. Gene Ontology annotation, molecular function: L-serine ammonia-lyase activity; threonine deaminase activity. NCBI's taxonomy places the organism in Eukaryota, Metazoa, Chordata, Mammalia, Rodentia, Spalacidae. Gene Ontology annotation, biological process: L-threonine catabolic process; L-serine catabolic process.